GCGAGAAGAAAAGGGAUAAUUUCCUGUCUUCCCAUAGUCUCUCCAAAAAUGGCGGACACGUGUGGCCAAGUAUUGUUGGGGUCAGGGCUCACCGUCCUCUCCCACCCUCUGAUGUAUAUUAAAGUCCUGAUCCAGGUAGGACAUGAGCCACUACCUCCCACUCUGGGCAGGAACCUGUUCGGCAGACAAGUGCACCAGCUGCCUGGAUUGUUUGCUUAUGCAAAACACAUCAUUAAGAUUGAUGGAAAAGUGGGUCUCUUCAAAGGGCUUGGUCCACGGCUGUGUGCUGGCACUGUUGGAACAGUCGUGCACAGCAAAGUUGUGCAGAAAUGUCACGAACAAGGCAUACUUCAGGAAUGUAGUGGCCAGCAGAAGGCUGCAGAGGGCUCACUACAGCAUGUUGUUAAUGAGACAACCAAAGAAAUGAUCGCUCGUUCCUGUGCCACCAUCGUCACGCACCCCUUUCACGUGAUUACUCUGCGAUGUAUGGUCCAGUUUAUUGGGAGAGAAACGAAAUACAGCGGGGUUUUUGAUUCCGUCCUAACAGUCUACAGAGAAGAGGGCAUACUGGGUUUCUUUGCUGGAUUGAUUCCACGCCUGCUGGGAGAUGUGUUGUCUCUGUGGAUUUGUAACCUGCUGGCCCACCUCAUCAACACAUACGCCAUUGAUGACUCGAUGAGUCACACAGGAGAAAUCAAGAACUGCUCUCAGGCUGUGACAGGGUUCUUUGCCAGUAUGCUCACAUACCCUUUUGUUUUGGUGUCAAAUCUCAUGGCUGUCAAUAACUGCGGGCUCGCGGGAGGCCUGCCUCCCUAUGCAUCAGUAUAUCCCACCUGGGUGGACUGCUGGAGGCAUCUAAGCAGAGAGGGCAACAUGAGCAGAGGCAACAGUUUAUUCUUCCGGAAGCUUCCAGCAGGAAAGAUGUACGCAAUUGACCAGAAGAGAUUUUUUUAAAGCCCCCAGACAACUGAGACGUACAUAGUUGUGAUAAUAUCAACAUUGCUUGGUCUGGGGUCGAACAGUUGGCACUUAAUUUUUUUUUGUAUGCACUUGUUUACUAUGACUUUCUUUACUUAACAGCCUGUCACCAUGUGAAAAUAAAAACACUUGCUUUGUUUGAUUAACAAAACUUGACCGAUAUAAACUGCAGGGCUGUGCAGAAUGACAGUUCUUUAAAACCUACUGGUAUAAUAAUGGAAAGAUAAUACUGUCUGAUAAAUGUUUUGGCAAAUAUGACAAAUGUGCAAGUGCCCCCUACACCGAUUAUUAUUUUUUUCUUUGUUUUUAAUAUAUAUAGAUUAUCUAUUGCUAAUCCUUCAUCAACACGAUGGAGUGUGUUUGAAAACGGCACUUCAGUCUGCAUGUGGCAAUUCAGUGGGACCUCGUCAUGUGGUAUUGUCUUGAUGUGUUAGUUGCUGUAAAGCUUACUGCUGGGCGGAUGUGAUACAAAUGAAAAAGAGGAAGCGGUCAUGGUUGUCUGGGAGCUAGUAUAGAAGUGCAGAGGCAUGGACUAAACUCUGACAUUCUAUACAAUCAAGUGCUUGUAUCAAAUUCAUUCUGAUUUACCUGAAUAAAAACAGACUUUUUUGACCUUUUUCUUGUAAA
Molecule: messenger RNA, 1605 nt
Organism: Mugil cephalus (flathead mullet)
Lineage: Eukaryota; Metazoa; Chordata; Actinopteri; Mugiliformes; Mugilidae
Gene: mtch2
Product: mitochondrial carrier homolog 2
Exons: 13
Coding region: 49-954 (301 amino acids)
Biological process (GO): positive regulation of apoptotic process
Cellular component (GO): mitochondrion; membrane
Source: RefSeq, a predicted model, not a curated record